Gambusia affinis (western mosquitofish) is the source of this 3106-nucleotide messenger RNA. It is a transcript of the gene dgcr8, whose product is annotated as DGCR8 microprocessor complex subunit. The coding region runs from base 425 to 2782 and encodes 785 amino acids. Gene Ontology annotation, biological process: primary miRNA processing. The record is from RefSeq and is a predicted model, not a curated record. The transcript has 14 exons. Gene Ontology annotation, cellular component: microprocessor complex. NCBI's taxonomy places the organism in Eukaryota, Metazoa, Chordata, Actinopteri, Cyprinodontiformes, Poeciliidae. Gene Ontology annotation, molecular function: identical protein binding; primary miRNA binding; heme binding.
GGGGCAUGUACAGAUUACCCGAUGUAUUUUCUUUCAAGAUGGCGGGGCUGCUGCUGGAGCCGAAUGGCAGCAGUUGGAAAAUAAGAUCAUUUUAAAAGGUCGUGGAGCCCCGUGAAGAGAUUCGUUUCGUAUAUCUCUCAAUGUCCGCAGCGGAGAAUGACCAGUGCCUCUGUUCCAAAAUAAGCUGAAUGCAUUGUGAUUUCCAAUAAUUGAGACAGUGAUUCUGAAGGCUGUCUACAUUAAUGAAAAGAGCAAUGUAGUCAGCUUAGCAUAUUCAGCAUCUGGUACGUGGCGUAUACAGGGAUGAACUUCUGCAUUGGAAAUUUGUAAAGAUUUCUUCAUAGUUGUCAGCUUCUAUUAGAUUUAGGUUUUAACUUGACCACACACACACAAAAAAGAAAAAUUAAAAAUUAUUUUUUUAAAAAUGGAUACAGAUGACGUUCUCCCCCCUCUCCCCUUGGAGCCACCUGAUGAUUUUAGCCUAGACCAGAGCAGAGCCCCUCCGCCACCUCCCCUGCAAACGUCCAGUGACGCAGAGGUAAUGGACGUUAGCUCUGGUGGUGAUGGACACACAUACACCCCGGGGGACGGGGAAGCAAAGACGCAGGAGUGCACGAGCGAGGGCUCUCUGAUGUUCUGUAGCCACCUUUCCAGUGAGGCCGGUCCCAACCCACGGUGCCCCAGAACGGCCCGCCACGCUCCUCAGGUCACCAAGUUUUUGCCGGACCUGAAGCAGCUCAGAAAUGUUAAGAUCAGGGUAAGCUUCUCUGAAAGCAGCAGCAGCAGUACCAGUACCAGUAACGUUAGCAGCGGCAAAGACAGGAAGGUUUUAUACACAGGUGAGGGCCAGGAGGCAGGAAGCGAAGAUGGCUUAGCUUGUCUGAAUGGUGAAGUGGAAAACAUGACGAGCUUGCUGGAGGAUGCUGAGGGUAGCAGUGGAGCUGGGGACGCAGCAGGAGUGAAGUCGGAGGACAGCGAGGUAGACCUGGAGAAUAAGGUAGAAUUUGCCGUCUUGGAUGAGUUGGAGGACUACUACGAGAACCUCCUGGACCGGGACGAUGGGGAGCAGGGCGGCUUUAAAUCUGAUGCCAUAGUUCAGCAGGAGGAGGUGCUCGACGAGGCGUCGGCCUACGCCUACGAGGAGGGCUUCGACAACGAUGUGGAUGCUCUUCUGGAAGAGGGCAUGCCUGUCCCGAAAAAGAUGCGCUUAGCGGAGGACAAGUUUGCCGGGGACAGCGAUCACCAGUCCGACGCAGACGGCGAAGGGGGGGUCCAGCCGAUGGUGACCAAAAUCAAGACUGUGCUGAAAAGUCGAGGCCGUCCACCGACCGAGCCUCUUCCCGACGGUUGGAUCAUGACAUUCCAUAAUUCAGGCAUUCCAGUCUACCUGCACAGAGAGACCCGAGUGGUCACCUGGUCUAGGCCCUACUUCCUGGGAACGGGCAGCAUCAGGAAACACGACCCGCCGACCAGCAGCAUCCCCUGCUUACACUACAAGAAAAUGAAGGACCAGGAGGAGAGGGAGCUCAACGGGGAGGUAAGCUCUAACGAGGCUGCGGCGAAGGCUAACGACAUGGAAAAGGAGGACAAGUCGGCGGAGGACCAGGAGGAACACCCUUCGUCCACCGUCGGCGAAAGCGGCCAAGACAGAGAGAGCGUGGACGAGAGCGGCACACAGAGCAAAGAGGUGCAGGCGUACGACACGGCUCAAGGCGCCUUAGGGCAGGUCAAGGCCAAGGUGGAGGUGUGCAAGGACGAAUCCGUAGAACUUGAAGAAUUCCGUCUGUACCUGGAAAAAUGCUUCGACUUCGAACAAGUCACCGUCAAGAAGUUCCGCACCUGGGCCGAGCGGCGGCAGUUCAACAGAGACAUGAAGAGGAAGCAGGCGGAGUCGGAGAGGCCGAUCCUUCCCGCCAACCAGAAGCUCAUCACCCUGUCGGUCCAGGACGCUCCCACUAAGAAGGAGUUUGUCAUCAAUCCUAAUGGGAAGUCUGAAGUUUGCAUCUUGCAUGAAUACAUGCAGCGGGUCCUGAAGGUUCGGCCUGUUUACAACUUUUUUGAUUGUGAGAACUCAAGUGAACCCUUUGGUGCUUCAGUCAUUAUAGACGGAGUCACUUACGGCACAGGAACUGCGAGCAGUAAAAAACUUGCCAAAAACAAAGCUGCCCGAGCCACACUGGAAAUCCUCAUCCCCGACUUUGUGAAGCAGACCUCGGAGGAGAAACCCGUCGAGGGCGACGAGCUGGAGUAUUUUAAUCAUAUCAGUAUAGAAGACUCACGAGUGUACGAGCUGACCAACAAAGCAGGUCUACUUUCGCCAUAUCAGAUUCUUCAUGAGUGCCUUAAAAGAAACCAUGGAAUGGGGGACACCAGCAUUAAAUUUGAGGUGAUCCCUGGAAAGAACCAGAAGAGUGAAUAUGUUAUGACGUGUGGGAAACACACGGUGCGAGGCUGGUGCAAAAACAAGAGGGUCGGCAAACAGCUAGCGUCCCAGAAGAUCCUCCAGAUGCUUCACCCCCAUGUCAAGAACUGGGGCUCGCUGCUGCGCAUGUACGGCAGAGAAAGCAACAAGAUGGUCAAAAAGGAGAGUUCAGACAAGAGUGUGAUAGAGCUGCAGCAGUUCGCCAAAAAGAACAAGCCAAACCUUCACAUCUUGAACAAACUCCAGGAGGAAAUGAAGAAACUGGCAGCUCAGAGGGAGGAAACCAGGAAGAAGCCCAAGAUGACCAUCAUGGAGUCGGCCCAGCCAGGCAGCGAGCCCCUCUGCACUGUCGACGUUUAAGUCUCGGAAUCACUGACGAACCACAGCACUGAAACCCCAGUCACUGUCAAACAUCACACCGCAUCAUGGCGUCCACGGCAGAACGCAUCACUUGACAUCCGGCGAGGAGCGUAGCGUCACACUGAUCAGACCGGCGGAGCCGCCGCUCGCUUCCCACGGCUCCGUCUGAAAUGUUGGGCAAGUAAGAGUGUGAGGGUUAGGACUGAAUGCACUUAGAGAUUUUUAGGUGGGGGGAAAAACUGUCUACCUCUCUAGAUGCGUCCUAAUCAACAAGAAUAUGAAUUACAUCAGAACAGAAAUGCAUGCUUUUAACUGUUACAACAA